AUGACUGACGACUUACAAGAUGCCGAAGGUGUUGAUAUUGGUAAAAAACAUAAACUAGGACAUUUACGUGUUGAUACUCAAGGAAAUGCAACAUUUAAACGUUUACCAACUAAUCAACUUGUUGAAGCACUUCAAUUAGGUAUUCAAUAUAGUGUUGGUGGUUUAGAAGCAACACCAGCACAUGAUGUACUUUAUCAAGAUUUUCUUACUGUUGAAAUAAUACAUUUUCCAAAAGGUGGAAGAACAACACCAAAAGCAACACCACCACAUCGUUUUAAUGAUUUUACAAUUCGUUCAUAUGCACCUGUUGCAUUUCGACAUUUUCGAGAAAAAUUUAAUAUUAAACCAGAAGAUUAUUUAUCUUCAAUAUGUAAACCUUUUCGUGAAUUAAAAAAUCCUGGUGCAAGUGGAAGUUUAUUUUAUUUAACAUCAGAUGAUGAAUUUAUUAUAAAAACAGUACAAAAAAGAGAAGCAGAAUUUUUAAAAACUCUUCUUCCUGGUUAUUAUAUGAAUGUUACACAAAAUCAACGUACACUUUUACCAAAAUUUUUUGGUCUCUAUUGUUAUCAAGUCACAGAAUUUUUAAGAAGAAAUAAAAAUGGGUCUGGUGAUAAUAAAAAUAUUCGUAUAACUGUUAUGAAUAAUUUAAUUCCAUCUCAUAUUCAAAUGCAUGAAAAAUAUGAUCUUAAAGGUUCAACAUUCAAACGACGAGCAAAUAUUGAAGAACGACGUAAAGAAUCUCCAACAUGGAAAGAUUUAGAUUUUAUGGAACAUCAUCCAAAUGGUUUACUACUUGAUUCCGAUACAUUUGCUGCUCUAGCAAAAACAGUUGAACGUGAUUGUCGAGUACUAGAAAGUUUUCAUAUUAUGGAUUAUUCAUUCCUGAUUGGUGUCCAUCAUGCAAGUGUACAUACAGAUUCACCAAGAGAGCGUCGAGCUGAAAGCGGUGCAUCAAAUGAUUCAGCAUUACCACCAUCUGCACUACGUAGAAUGUACUCAACACCAAUGGCUAAUAUUCAAGCUGAAUUUGAAGAACAUAAUAAACCUGAUGAUGAUCAUCUUGCUAAAACUGGUGGUAUUCCAGCAUUAACAACUGAUGGUCAAAGAUUAUAUCUUUAUGUUGGUAUUAUUGAUAUAUUACAGUCAUAUCAAUUACGAAAAAGACUUGAACAUAGAGUCAAAUCUGUUAUUACAGAUGGAUCACAAAUAUCCGUCACACAUCCAAGUUAUUAUUCUGAACGAUUUCAAAAAUUUCUUUUUAAUACUGUAUUUAGAAAACCAUCACCACGACUAUCAAAAUCAGGUACAAUAAUAGGACUAAAACAAACAGCAAAUAAUUAUUAUACAAAUGCACCAUCGAAUCAGACUUCAUCGAUAAAAUCAUUGAAUGGUAUAUCUUAUUCUAUUCCAUCGAAAUCAGUUCAUUCAAGUUCAAGUUCAAGUGCAGAAACAACAAAUAGUCAUUCAAUACCGAAUGGUACAUCAAGACAAAGUGAUCAACGAACUAUUCAUGGAAGUUCAACAACAUUUUAUGCUAGUUCACAUCAAUCAGAUUCUUUAUAUAAUGAACCAACAUAUAGAACAUCAGGAAGAGUUUUAACAACAAAAUUUGAUAAUAAUCAUACAAAUAUUUCAAGAAUGAAAUUUUAUCGAGAUUUAUCAACACCACCAGUUAUUGAUGUCGAAAAACGUCGCAAUUUAUUAACAAAUGAUAGAAAUGUUGGAAAAAAAUUCUCACCAUCUACUACUAAUUUAUCAUAUCGCAGCAAUUUAUCAGAAUAUUCUUCAGAACAUCAUCAACAAAAUCAUCAAUCAUCAGAGGAAAUUACUCGACUUUGA
Messenger RNA from Rotaria sordida, 1839 nucleotides. The record is from the annotation of a GenBank genome assembly. NCBI's taxonomy places the organism in Eukaryota, Metazoa, Rotifera, Eurotatoria, Philodinida, Philodinidae.